AUGUAUAGCACACUUGACCAAUGCGGCAAACCACAAAGUUGCUAUUGUGCGGAGAACCAGCCUGGAGGCGUCAGUCGUUGCUUCAACAUGGACUUCAGUGUAAAACCACAAGUUUCUAGUGGAAAUGGGCUGAACGCCGACACCGCUAGUGGCCGCCACGACGCUGAAUAUUUCAUUGGUAUAGAGGCAGAGAAUUGGGCUGGUUUGACGUCGAACUUUGAGAUGAUGAUCACCAUCGAUGCGAGUCCUCCCCAUGUGGGCAUAGUUCACGACGGUCUUGCCUCGGACAUCAAGAAGGAGGUAGAUUUCCAGCAGAGCUAUUCCUUGGCAGCCCAUUGGGAUGGUUUCUUAGACAGAGAGAGCGGAGUGAGGUCAUAUUCCUAUGUCUUUGGGACUUCGUGUUUAGAUGCUCAAAACUUUCCAUACACAACGGCUCAAUCCCUUACUCAUGAUCGGCGGGAGGCCACCUGGCGAGCCCCUGGUCCAGGCAGAUACUAUGUGACGGUGGUGGCGUACAACGCGGCUUUCAGCCCUUCAGAGCCCGUCUGCAGUGAUGGUGUUCUCGUAGACACAACCAGGCCCGUAGUCUCGGAACUUGGCAUGAAAAGCAUCGCCAUGAAGGCUGGUCUGAUGAAGAAGAGUGAGACCAAAGUUUAUUAUCUGCAAGAAAACGGGCUUAAGAUGAAGAUUGAUAAUCCGUCUACAAUGUGCAGAACCAAGGCCUUAUACUUUCCAGGAGGCACGGAUAAAUUUUCGUUCGAUCGGGAACAUGAUGGCUCAAUUAAAACUAUCGACGGAUCCGGAUCAUUUUGUCAGGACAAGUUACCGCUGUCAGCUACCUUUCCCAUGGGGCUCACACAGGACAAAAUGAUCGAGGCUUGGUGGUCAGGUUCUGAUCCCGAGAGCGGCAUCAGACACUACGAGGUGGCGCUCGCCUCAAGGCCAGGUGACGAGGAUAUCAUGGCUUUCGAAAAGGUGGCGAGGGGAACGACUGGAUACUACAAGAAAUAUCACCCUGGCUUGGAAGAGGGCAAAGUUUUCUAUUUCAUCGUUCGAGGUACCAACCAGGCCAUGUUGCAAGCUACACAGGCUUUCGGACCAUUCAUUGUUGACGUUGUCGUUCCGACAUAUUCUGGGGCCAUCAUGCCCUACAUGGAUGCCGGAGUUCUUAUGGUGGCCUAUGACAAAAGCAAGUUUGAUGACGGGGAGGAUGCGGACACGCUCACGUUGGAAUUCGCUGUCGGAACACGAAAAGGGGCCACUGACGUAAUAUCCUGGCAUCCUCUAGUAGAUGGCGCACCUUGCAAGAUGAAGGCGCCAUCUCAUUGUACAACCAUCCAGACCACGUCCGGGGACGACUUCGUACAGGGGAAGACAUACUACGUAUCUCUCCAAGCCACGAAUGCUGUUGGACGGUCGGUGGUCGUCACAGCAGACCCGCUGGUCCACUUCAUGGACAAGCCCAGUGAAGGAGUUGUGAUGGACACAGAGGUGGUACAAGGCAUGGCUAGCGUUAUGUUACCAGAUAUAUUUACAACCAACUGGGCUAGGUUCAAAGAAGAUGUUGACUACCAGACCAUAGACAAUCAGAUUGAUGCCAAAUGGUACGGAUUCGAGCGGCCUUCACUGACGACCAGCUACAUGGUUGGCUUGGGGGAUGUCCCGGGAACGGACAACGUGGUUAAAUUUACAUCCGUAAGACAACAGACCAAGUAUAGAUUUCGAUGGAUUCCUCUGAAGAGUUUUGUGGUGAGUAUACAGGUUAGGGAGAUGAUGACAAAUGUGUUAGGACAUUUAAACGCCAUUAGGAAUGGCAGGUCCACAGCACUCAUUAUCGACUUAGAAUAG
Lineus longissimus is the source of this 1848-nucleotide messenger RNA. RefSeq lists its product as uncharacterized. Bases 1 to 1848 code for a protein of 615 amino acids. The transcript is spliced from 9 exons. The record is from RefSeq and is a predicted model, not a curated record. Lineage: Eukaryota; Metazoa; Nemertea; Pilidiophora; Heteronemertea; Lineidae.